AGGACGCUCUGUUCUAUAAGCCGUGUACGUCGCGAAGUCGUUGCGAGUGACUCUCGUCUUUGGUUUUUAAUUUUGAAUUUUUAUAUUGACUGUCGAAUUUGCCUUUAUCGUUGGACGAUACGUGAGCAACUUUGGGUGUAAUGAAGACAGAAGAAUCAAUUGUCAGUACACAGAUGCAAAACGACGAAGACAGAGAUCGUAGUAGAGAGCGAGAUCGUAAUCGACGUUCGGACAGGCAGAAUCGUAUAAAUUCUGGUAGCCGUGAUCGUAGCAGAGACCGCAAUGAUCGAGGUGGCCGGAAGGUUUCCGAAAGACGAAUCUACGUUUCGAAUAUCCCCUACGAUUACCGUUGGCAAGAUCUUAAGGAUUUAUUUAGAACAGAGGUUGGUAAGGUUGCACACGUCGAACUCUUCACGGAUGAAAACGAGAAACCAAGGGGCUGUGGAAUCGUUGAGUUUGAGGAUGCCGAUUCGGUGAAGAUUGCAGUAGAUAAAAUGCAUCGCUUUGAUAUCAAGGGUCGAAAGCUGGUUGUUAAAGAGGACUUUGAUGUUGAACGUGAUAAAUACGGUCGUUUAGCAACAUCGCGAAACAAUGACAGAGGACGCGACGAUAGGUUUAGAGAUCCUCCACGACCAAGUGGUAUACGACAGAAUAUGUCAAAUCCCAGUGGUGGUGGUAGUGGCGGUGGCGGUGGUGGUGGCGGUGGUGGCAGUGGCGGAGGUGGAGGCGGUGGCGACAAUAAAUUUGGAAACACUUAUGGCUUAAGCACUCAAUUUCUUGAGUCUCUUGGCAUUAACGGUCCAUUGGUUACUCGAGUGUUCGUUGCAAACUUGGAUUACAAGGUGGAUGAAAAGAAACUGUUGGAAGUAUUCAAACUUGCUGGAAAAGUACUGCACGUAGAGCUGGGCAAAGAUAAAGAUGGAAAGUCACGGGGUUUCGGAGUGGUGGAAUAUGAUCAUCCGGUCGAGUCGGUUCAAGCUAUUUCCAUGCUUCACAACCAACAACUGUACGAUCGGCGUAUGACGGUUCGACUCGAUAGAGCUAACGAACCCGAUAUGCCACCUAAAUUACCCGAAGGUUUGAAAGGAAUCGGUAUGGGUCUCGGAGCAGGUGGCAACAGACUGAUGGAUGUUGCUAGAAACAUACCGAACAUACAACCAAACAAUCCACCUGUUGUAAAUCCCAUCUCUGCACCUGUACUUACUUCGGGUGCCUUUGGUGGUGGAUUGAACGUCGUACCAGCUCAGUUAGCAUCUGCAUUGUCGAACACCAAUGCAGCGGCCCUCCAAGCAAGCCUGGCCAGUGGCUUGGGUGCCAAUCUCGCCACCACGACUCUUCUGAAUCCAUCGUUGACAAGCGAGUUAGCGUCGAAUCUCAACAACUUCGGUGGCGGAGUCGGCGGACUUUCCAGUUUACAAGCCUCCCUCGCGGGAGGGCAAGCAAAUAACUCGUUCGCUCCUCGAGGCCUAUCGAAAUUGGAUAAUGACGUAGGGUUCGGUGGUAGCAAUGCCUUCGGAGGUUCGAACUUCGGCGGUGGCAGGGAUUUCGACGGUAACUUCGGCAGAGGUGACGGAGAUCGAGUUUCCAGCGGAGGUGCCGUUUUUUCUACCAAUCAGGGGCAAUCGGGCAUGGGAAGCAGGCAGAACUCGAACGGACAGAGGCCUUCGUCCGACACCAUUAUCAUCGGAAACCUGCCUCCCAACACGACGUGGCAGAUGCUGCGAGACAAAUUCCAGGAAGUCGGAGAAGUCAAAUUCGCGGAGAUGCGAGGCACCGACAUGGGAAUGGUGCGCUUUGCAUCCGAGUGGGACGCGGACCGUGCAGUCAGCAUGAUGAACCGAUCGCGUCUCGACGGCAGGACAAUCGACGUUCGCAUAUAUUAGAGGUUUGAGGCUAGGAGUUAAGGUAAAAUGCUCUAAAAUGAGAGAGAAAACCCCUAAGCGAUCUUUCUUCGCACUUACGAAACAGCUUAGCCAUUAAUUGUCCGGCCAUCGCAACGAGGCAGAGAUUGGGACAAAAUUGAUGGCGAUAGUUUCCGAGUGACGAAAGUUUGUACAUUAUCGAGGUAUCGCGGAGGAAGCUGACCGCCGUUGGGGCACGGGAAGGAGUCCGUUUCUCGAGGGAUCAUCGUUCGUUGUGCUUUAUUCGUUUCGACGUGUGUUUCGUUCGGCACUUGGUCGACGCCGAAGUUCACGAUUAAAGUCCAUUUAACGCGCCUGCCAUCGCUCCUGUCUUUCUCAUGGGUGUCAUCGACGUCGUUCGGCCGGUACUAUUAUUUCCCCCAGUGAUCGACGAAGCGAUUAGUCUUAGGUUCGUAACGUUCUACAUAAUUAACAGGUUUUCAAUAUGUAGGUUAUCAUAAUCACAGUAACAUGUAGUAGACCUAAGUUGCUUCUUAUCGUGACGACAAAAGAGAGAGAGAACGAGAAAGAGAGCAUGCGGCUGCAGUUCGUUGGAGUCCUUUUACUGGAGUUUUGGGUUUGACGUAUGAAACACUUCGGGAAGAACGUGCAGAUUGGUUUCGCGGCGAAUUAUAUCUCUUCGUCCAUCGGGACAUACUCGAAGCACUAUCUUGUACUAUCCGGAACUAGUUUUUGUCACUCCGACGAGGCGACGUAUCGUCCAAUCCACUCGAAUGUGUGCUCGUGGCCCCUCUCGUGCUUCCGUUUGGAACGUUGCUCGACGAGUCUACGUGUGGAUGCAAAAUGAUGGUUUACUUUUUUUAUUCCCUAUCGCCGAAGAAUCGUGUACCCUUCGCCAGAAUGGAUCGGCGACUGUCCACUCGUGUCACGAGAAGACACGUUCCGGUCUUUCUCUUUCCUUGAAAUAUCUUUUUGUUUUUGUUUUUUUCUCUUACUCUCUCUCGUCAAGGGGACGUCGAAGUCGUGAUUCCGUCCGAAGUCGGCGGGCCUCCUUGUCGAAAUUCGCAUGCGGAAUCGCCCGGCUCGAGUUCGCCAAAAGUCUUCGCUCGGAGAAAGACCAAGAUCGCCCGAUCGGCAAAGGGUGACGUCUUCGACCUCUGACUGCUGACCCUUCUCUCGUCGACGUACUUCCCUCUCGUCUCGGGUAGACCUAUCUCGAGGAGAACAUUUCCGUCAACUGUAUAAGACUCUUGUAUUACCACGCGUCAUGACAGUGAUUGAAUAAAAUUCAGUUUCAAUUUGA
Messenger RNA from Orussus abietinus, 3165 nucleotides. It is a transcript of the gene rump, whose product is annotated as myelin expression factor 2. Lineage: Eukaryota; Metazoa; Arthropoda; Insecta; Hymenoptera; Orussidae. Gene Ontology annotation, molecular function: mRNA binding. The record is from RefSeq and is a predicted model, not a curated record. Gene Ontology annotation, cellular component: cytoplasm; nucleus. The transcript has 7 exons. The coding region runs from base 141 to 1883 and encodes 580 amino acids.